This is a messenger RNA of Otolemur garnettii (small-eared galago), 1270 nucleotides long. It is a transcript of the gene DHRS2, whose product is annotated as dehydrogenase/reductase 2. Gene Ontology annotation, molecular function: carbonyl reductase (NADPH) activity. Lineage: Eukaryota; Metazoa; Chordata; Mammalia; Primates; Galagidae. Bases 39 to 881 code for a protein of 280 amino acids. The record is from RefSeq and is marked validated. The transcript has 8 exons.
GGGCUGAAUCAGUAGGAAGCAGCCUAGGCACCGCCACCAUGCUCCGGGCAGUUACCUUGUUCCGCAGGGGCCUGUUUCGUCCUAGCCCUGGGCUCUCGGUGAGGAUGACCAGCAGUGAGAUAACCCCAAAGGGCAUCUUGGCCAAUCAGGUAGCUGUGGUCACCGGUUCCACCGAUGGGAUCGGCUUUGCCAUCGCCCGGCGCCUGGCCCAGGACGGGGCUCACGUGGUGGUCAGCAGCCGGAAGCAGCAGAACGUGGACUGGGCUGUGGCAACACUGCAAGGGGAGGGGCUGAGUGUGACAGGCACCGUGUGCCACGUGGCGAAGGCGGAGGACCGGGAGCGGCUGGUGGCUAAGGCCCUGGAACACGGUGGGGGUAUCGACAUCCUCGUGUGCAAUGCAGGCGUCAACCCUCUGGUGGGGAGCACUUUGGGGGCCAGUGAGCAGGUCUGGGACAAGAUCCUGAGUGUGAAUGUGAAGGCCCCAGCCCUGCUGCUGCGCCAGCUGCUGCCCCACAUGGAAAACAGGAGGGGCGCUGUCAUCCUGGUCUCUUCCACUGCAGCUUAUACGCCACGUGUGGACCUGGGUGCCUACAAUGUAAGCAAGACAGCCCUGCUGGGCCUCACCAGGACCCUGGCACUGGAGUUGGCCCCCAAGGACAUUAGGGUGAACUGCCUGGUUCCAGGAGUGAUCGAGACCAACUUCAGCAAAGUGUUACAUAAGAACGAGACUUUCUGGAACAACUACAAGGAAAAUUAUCAGCUGCAAAGGAUUGGGCGUCCUGAGGACUGCGCAGGACUUGUGUCCUUCCUGUGCUCUCCAGACGCCAGCUACAUCACUGGGGAGAACAUUGCGGUGGCUGGCUUAUCCUCUCGCCUCUGAGUGGGUGGGGAUGAUGGUGCAGUUGUGGCUCUGGACCAAGAGCUAGGAGAUCAUCUGGGUCUGGGGAUAGAGUCCGCAGCUCUGCCAGACUAGCAAUUUGGGGGCUUGCUUAUGCUAGGCUUGAGGAAGAAGAAAAACCCUUUAGUGUCUGUAUCCUCAGGACUCCUCAGGACUCCUCGGCAUGACUAUGGUAGAUUCCGCUAAUCCAACCAGCAUGUAGGGCUCUCGGGUGUGGGGCUCUCGGUGUGGGGCUGUGGUGCUUAAGGAUUUUAUGUGCCUGAUGCUUUGAUGGAGCCUUAAGAGAAAGAAGAAGAGGCUCAGGCACCUGAAAGAUUCCAGCUCUUUCCCCCUGUAAUUUGUGAUUUAAACAUUUCUUUCUUAAAAUAAAC